Oryza sativa Japonica Group (Japanese rice) is the source of this 3313-nucleotide messenger RNA. Its product is annotated as receptor-like protein kinase HSL1. The record is from RefSeq and is a predicted model, not a curated record. Gene Ontology annotation, molecular function: ATP binding; protein kinase activity; protein binding. Gene Ontology annotation, biological process: protein phosphorylation. Lineage: Eukaryota; Viridiplantae; Streptophyta; Magnoliopsida; Poales; Poaceae.
AUAUGUCGAGCUCAAACUGUCCUUUUGCAUUAUCGAUGACCUUGACCAACAUAGCCCCAGCACACACGGUAAAGACUAGAGACGGCCAGCUGCAAGUCUGCACUAGCGUACUGCAUACGUACUGAAAUUGGUAGCUUCUCACUCUCCAAGUCAGUCUCACAAGUCCACAUUAAACAAGCAUCACCACUCGUAACUAGUAACAAAAAAUGACCAAUAGUACCGAUAAUCUUUUGUUACUACUGCUCCUCUUCUUCUCCGGCUCCAGUGCGGAGCUUGAUGACGGCGGCGAGCUCCAAACGCUUCUGACCAUCAAGCGGCAUUGGGGUAGACCUGCUGCAUUCAGCUCAUGGGAGGUGAGAAGUUCUAAUUCUUUUGGUUACUGUGAUUGGGUAGGAGUUGCUUGUACAGAUGGCCAGGUUACGUCCCUCUCCUUCCAGAGCUUCCAAAUAGCCAAUCCAAUCCCAGCUUCUAUUUGUAGCCUUAAGAACCUGAAGUACUUAGACCUCUCUUACAACAACCUCACCGGUGAUUUCCCCACAGUGCUCUACAAUUGCUCAGCUUUGCAAUUCCUUGACCUGUCAAACAAUGAAUUGACCGGAAGCCUUCCUAGCAACAUCGACAAGUUGUCCUUGGGGAUGCAGCACCUCAACUUGUCAAGCAAUUAUUUUAUUGGUGAUGUUCCCUCGGCUAUUGCCAGGUUCUUGAAGCUCAAGUCACUGGUCCUUGACACUAACAGCUUUAAUGGGAGCUAUCCAGGUGCUUCCAUUGGAGGCCUUGUGGAGCUUGAGAUACUGACGUUGGCAUCCAACCCGUUCAUGCCGGGUCCAAUUCCGAAUGAGUUUAGCAAGCUUACAAAGCUGACAUAUCUGUGGUUAUCCUGGAUGAAUCUGACUGGUGACAUCCCUGAUGCUCUGUCAGCAUUGAAGGAGCUCAUACUAUUGGAUUUGUCAAAGAAUAAGAUGCAAGGAAAGAUCCCGAAGUGGAUAUGGAAGCUUCAGAAGCUCGAGAUGUUGUACCUCUUUGCAAGCAAUUUCAGUGGCGAGAUUGGUCCUUACAUCUCAACACUCAAUAUGCAGGAGCUUGAUCUAUCCAUGAACAAGCUCACCGGAUCAAUACCAGAGGACAUUGCAAACUUGAAGAACUUGAGACUGCUAUACUUGUACUACAACAACCUCACUGGAUCCAUUCCAAAAGGUGUCAGUAUGCUUCCAAACCUUACCGACAUUCGGCUCUUCAAUAAUAAGCUCUCCGGGCCCUUACCCCCUGAGCUUGGGAAAUAUUCAGAAUUGGGAAAUUUUGAGGUGUCCAACAACAACCUGUCUGGUGAGUUGCCUGAUACGCUCUGCUUCAACAAAAAGCUCUACGACCUUGUGGUGUUCAACAAUAGCUUCUCCGGCGUGUUCCCAAUGAACCUUGGGGACUGCGACACCAUCAACAACAUCAUGGCAUACAACAACCACUUUGUCGGGGACUUCCCUGAGAAUAUAUGGUCAUUCGCAAAGCUCAUCAACAUCAUGAUUUACAACAACAACUUCACCGGCAAUCUACCGAGUGAGAUAUCAUUCAACAUCACUAGAAUUGAGAUAGGGAACAAUAUGUUCUCCGGUGCCCUCCCAUCCGCCGCCAUCGCCCUGAAGAACUUCAUGGCGGAGAACAACCAGUUCUCUGGAGCACUACCAGAUGACAUGUCAAGGUUCGCUAAUCUCACCGAGCUGGACCUUGCUGGGAAUAGGUUGUCCGGCUUGAUUCCACCAUCUAUGCAAUCUUUGACAAAGCUGACCUCCCUCAACCUUAGCAGCAACCAGAUUUCCGGAGAGAUCCCUGCAGUACUUGGGUUAAUGGAUCUAAACAUUCUUGACCUUUCGAACAACAAGCUCACUGGUCACAUACCUCAGGAAUUCAAUGAUCUACAUGUCAACUUUCUCAACCUCUCAUCCAACCAGCUCUCCGGUGAGGUCCCAGCAGCAUUGCAAACGCUAGCAUACGAGGACAGCUUCUUGGAUAACCCUAGUCUCUGUUGUCAAUCAGAAUCCGGCAUGCACAUCAGGACAUGUCCCUGGAGUCAAAGCAUGAGCCAUGAUCACCUUGCACUGAGCAUAAGAGCCAUAUUGGUCAUUCUUCCUUGCAUUACUCUUGCUAGUGUCGCCAUCACCGGAUGGCUUCUCCUCCUCAGGCGCAAGAAAGGUCCACAAGAUGUCACGUCGUGGAAGAUGACACAAUUCAGAACGAUAGAUUUCACCGAGCAUGACAUCGUCAGCAAUAUCAGCGAGUGCAAUGUGAUUGGUAGGGGUGGCUCAGGGAAAGUGUACCGUAUCCACCUUGGCGGCGACAUCAAGGCGGGACGACAUGGCGGUGGCUGUACCCCAAGGACGGUGGCCGUGAAGAGGAUCGGCAACACCAGCAAGCUGGACACGAACCUCGACAAGGAGUUUGAGUCGGAGGUGAGGACGUUGGGUGACCUCCGGCAUAGCAACAUCGUCGACCUGCUCUGCUGCAUCUCUAGCCAGGAGACGAAGCUGCUCGUCUACGAGCACAUGGAGAACGGGAGCCUGGAUCAAUGGCUGCAACGCUACAAGCGAGCCGGCAAAAGCGGGCCGUUGGACUGGCCGACAAGGGUGGCCAUCGCCAUUGAUGUUGCUAGAGGCCUCAGCUACAUGCAUGAGGAUUUUGUGCAGCCGGUCAUCCACCGCGAUGUCAAGUGUAGCAACAUUCUUCUCGACCGCGAGUUCAGGGCCAAGAUCGCUGAUUUUGGGCUUGCUCGUAUCCUUGCCAAGUCUGGUGAGUCGGAAUCGGCCUCCGCCGUCUGUGGCACCUUUGGCUACAUUGCUCCAGAGUACGCAUACAGGUCAAAGGUAAGCGUUAAGGUGGACGUAUACAGCUUCGGUGUGGUGCUGCUAGAGCUGGCCACCGGCCGAGGGCCGCAAGAUGGUGGCACGGAGUCUGGCAGCUGCUUGGCCAAAUGGGCAUCGAAGCGGUACAACAAUGGUGGCCCGGUCGCCGACUUGGUCGACGGCGAGAUUCAGGAUCCUUCCUACCUGGAUGACAUGGUGGCCGUGUUCGAGCUCGGCGUGGUUUGCACCAGUGAGGAGCCGGCGUCGAGGCCUCCGAUGAGUGAUGUUCUCCACCGGCUCAUGCAGUUUGAUCAUAGCGGAACACAUAGCGAUGGCGUAGUAGCUAAAGGCGUGUUUGACAUCGAUGAUUCUUCGGAUUGUAUUGUUUAAUUUGGAUAUUGAGAUGAUCAACCAUGGGUCAAACAGUCCCAGUACGAGUGAAUUGUCCGUUCUUCUCAACAAACCAAAGAUUUUAAGAUGAA